UCGGCUCGGCUCGGCGCGGCCAUGGUGGAGCGGGGGGACGAGGCGCCGCUGCUCUUCUGGGCCGAGGGCCCGGCCGUGGGGGCGCCGCCGGCCGCGGCCGAUGCUGGAGGAGGCGGAGGUGGAGGUGGAGGAGGCGGCGGGCGGCGCCUGGCCGGCGGCUGGAGCGCGGCGCCGUGGGGCGGCGCGGAGGCGGCGGGGCCGCCGCGGGCGGAGGAGGACCCGGACCAGAUCGUGGCCGUCUUCGUGGUCACCUUCGACCCCCGCACGGGCAACAUGGUGGAAUGGUGUUUACCUCAAGAUAUCGAUUUGGAAGGCGUGGAAUUCAAAUCCAUGGCAAGCGGGUCCCACAAAAUCCAGUCAGAUUUCAUUUAUUUCCGGAAAGGGCUCUGUUUUGGCCUGGCCUGCUUUGCCAACAUGCCCGUGGAGAGCGAGUUAGAGCGUGGUGCCCGCAUGAAGUCCGUGGGGAUUCUGUCCCCUUCUUAUACCCUGCUCUAUAGGUACAUGCACUUCCUGGAGAAUCAGGUCAGACACCAGCUGGAGAUGCCAGGGCACUACUCCCAUCUAGAGGCAUUCUAUGAUGACAAGAAAGGAGUUCUCCCUGAUGGCAAGGGCACUGCCACAUCCCAGCAGCCUGUCCACUGGCUGCCGUCCAUCCACAGAUACAUGUACCCCGAGAUGAAGAUCACACACCCUGCUGGCUGUAUGUCUCAGUUCAUCAAAUUCUUUGGUGAGCAGAUUCUUGUCCUCUGGAAGUUUGCCCUGCUGCGCAAGCGCAUAUUGAUAUUUUCACCGCCCCCAGUUGGAGUUGUCUGCUACAGAGUGUAUUGCUGCUGUUGCCUUGCCAACGUUUCUCUACCUGGUCUUGGAGGAACUGUCCCGGAGUCCAAACCGUUCUUCUAUGUGAAUGUGGCAGACAUAGAAAUGCUGGAGACAGAAGUAUCGUAUGUGGCCUGUACAACAGAAAAGAUCUUUGAGGAGAAACGGGAUCUCUACGAUGUCUAUGUGGACAACCAGAAUGUGAAGACACAUCACGAGCAUUUGCAACCACUCCUGAAAAUUAACAAUGCUGACAAGGAGAAGUACCGACGGCUCAACGACCAGAGGCAGAUGUUAAUGUAUUCUCAAGAAGUGGGUGAGGAUUGUAGCUCGUGUGAAGAGGACCUUUUCAUCUUGUUUUUCAUGGAGCAGAACAACCGGAUAUUUCAGACCCUGAUGGAAGUGUCAGCCAGCCAGGACAAGACGCUGACAGCUGACCACGCACGAGGCAUGGGUCUGGAUCCCCAAGGGGAUCGAAGCUUCCUUAUGGACCUCCUGGAAGUGUAUGGCAUUGAUGUUAUGCUAGUCAUUGACAACCCCUGCUGCACUUAAACCAAGGCCCAGAGAGAUGGGGAACAAAGACAACUUUUUAAAGACUAUCUAUCAGACAUUGCUUAGGAGCAUCACUGGAACUCACCACAGCCACUGGACAGAUCUCAUUUUAUUUAAUAACUUUAUAUGGAAAGUAUUUAUAGUUUUACAACAAAAUGUGAUUUUAUUUUUACCACCUUGAUUUCCCCAAGAAGUACCUGCUUCAUUUUUUUUGUUGUUGUUGUUUUCAUCUCCCCUUCUUUCUCAGUUUUUUUUUUGUUUAGAUAGGACCAGUGGCACCUCUGCACCAACCCUCACGGGUGCCAGUGAUAGCUAAGUUUUGGCCUAGUCUGGAUGCCUGAGGGCUGAGGACUUCAGGAAAGCACUGUGUCUGAUGGGGACCAAUGUGAAAUGCUGUCGCUGAGCUCUCAAGACUUGAGUGGAAAAACCAUCCUACCAUUUCGUCUUCUACUUGGGGACUGAAGAGAGCUUCAGCACAGGCUGUUAGUUGCCCAGUCUCAUAAAACAUCUCCUGUCCCACCAUGCUUUUAGGUGGGGACAGUUAAACCAAUGAUAAAGAAUGGGACUCCUUUAAACACCCCUCAACCAGCUUUCAGCAGCUGAAUUGGAAUAAAGCCACCCUUCCUCAUCAACGGCAGAAGCAAUUCUGGGAUGAGGGGGUGCUACAGGAACUAAUGACUUUGCUUACCAGAGCGGCACGGUUUCACUUUCAGCACUGGAGGUGGUGUAAACUGUUAAAGACUACACCUACCUAUCUCUCGUCUGGAGAAGAGCACCAUCUCUACUUAAUCCCUCCUUCUGCUUCCUCUGGUUUUCAGUUGUAUUGAACCUGCUGCUUUGGAUUAAAAUCUUCAAACCAGCAAGACGGUCUCGCACUGAAGAGGGACCACCAUCACUGAGCCACUUUGCGGUCACUACGCUCUCCAGUCUCAGCUCAGAUGAAGCUGGGCAGGAUUGGGUUGAAUUAAGUAUAUUCCAACUAAUGGCACUAGCCCUUUCUUUGUAGCAGACAGUACUUGCCCUGCCUUUGAGUUAAUACUGCCUGCCAAUCCUUUGUCAAACAGCCUCCAGCACUGCCUGCCGCUGUCCUUGUCUUCGUUGUGAGACAGACAGCAGUAUGCGACCUUCCAGCUGGGACAACUUUACGGUUUGCAGGUGGCUCCCUUGGAGUUUGUUGUUCCUAACUGGCUGGAAGCACUGGUUAACAGCAAGCCUUUUUCUUCCUGAGCAGAGGAGCUGUAGAAUCAGAUGAAUAGCGUUCCUCAGUCUUUUACUGUGAAAAGAUAGGAUUCACCUGAUACAGGGCCAGUUUCCCUCCAGAAAGGCUAUGUCUGUAAAGGGUAAUCCCUUUGCCACGCAAAGUCCAAGAAUGGUACUGCGGCUUGUAGGUGUGACAUACUGCUUUGUCCAAAAUCCUCUGGCCAGUAGUAGCAUCAGCUUUAAGCUAACUGUUCUUCCUGAACUAUCACCAUGCCUACUUAGCUGCUGCUUCUACUGUAAGAGACUUCAGCACUUUGAAGCCUUUCUGCAGUUUGUAGAAAUGCAAACUGUAGUUGGUGUGUACAUUUACCAUAGCAUUUUUAUAGAAUGAGACAGCACCUGAACCACCAAAGUCUCACCUGCUGAUUCUAUUUAAAACAGGUAAAGUAAAUCUCCAGGAAGACCCCCUAUGGCUUUUCUCACUCGAGGAAGGAGGCUGGCAUUAUUCCUUGACAGCUAGCUGCAGCAAAGGGGUAAUUUUGCUUGCUCUGGAUUCAGAGGUUUUAGUGAAAUGUGGAAUCAGAGGCUUCACAAGAUUUAUUGCACAGUUCAUUGGUAUGAGCUUCAGCAUAUUAUGGUUUUGUGAUCUGUUUCUGAGUAGUUGCUUCCCUGCUUGCUUUUUCAGUGCUUUGAAUGUUUUCCUACAGGGCAAAACGUGCUGCUGCCUGUAUUGCCAGUUGCUCACAACUGUAACACGUUCAUCCUUAAAAGGUUAGGGAAAAAUAGAGAGAAAAAUGGGACCUGAACAUUGUGUAAUGGAAGGGUCAGUGUUUUUUUUUUUUUUUUUUUCCCCUUGAGGAAAGGCUUUGUUUUCAAAUUGAUGCUUCUGGUAUAAAAGCAACUCACAGUAUCCAAGCCUUCUAACUUCCACUUUAAUUUUAACAAGGUGUCUGCAGUGAAGACCCCUGGGAAAGUGUAGUGAACACCACAUUACUGUGACUUAACUUCCUUCAGAUAUUAAAAAAAACAAACAAACCUGAAACUAGUCUCUAGCAACUCUUCAUUUUCUAUGCAGUUUAGCUGUGAUCAGCUGUUAAUGACUUUCUGUUCUCCUUGAUAUCAGUAAUUCUUUUGCUGAACUGAGUAAGAACAAACCUUUAACAUGUCAUUGAGAUUUUACAGCCUCAGCAGUCAAGAGUUUUUCUAACAAACUGCAUUACAGCACCAUGUUCAGGAGCUGUCAGAACAUCAUGGCUACAAGACAGCACUGCUAGAACCCAUUGAGCAAACCCCCCUGAAUUUAUUAUUUAGCAUUUAUCUAACCUCUGCUUUUCAGAAACCAGGUCUUCGGUUGCUAGCAAAAGCAUGAAAGCAAGCAGAUUACUGUAAAAGUAACAUCCACAUUACAUCCCAGCUGGAUGGCUACAGCCUAUUUUGCUCUUCCUUGUAAAUCUGUUUCUCUACAGCCUUUCUUGGAAGGUGACUGCUACAAAAGUCAGGAAGUAUCCAGACAGAAAACAGAACAAAAAGACUUCUCUAUCCUAACCCUUUUUUUUUUUUUUUUUAAUUCUCUGCAAAUGAACUCUAUCAGCACUAUCUAUCUCUCUAACACUCUCUCUCUGUCCUUUUUAAAUAUAAUCAACAUUGCUUUUAUUGGUGUUGCAUGUGGAAAAUCCUUGAUAAAUGGGUACUGAAUAUAAAUGAAUGGCUACAGCUUGUCCCGUGAAGGCUUGUUUAGCAGGCUGUUUUUGGUUUCUAGCCUUUGAGCUAAUUUCACUGAAUGUUAUCUGUCCAGGAGCUAACUGUUAUACCUUGAAUGAAGUACAGCUUUUUAAAAUCCUCUCCUUGGAGCUUAACAGCUCUUUUUUUUUUUUGGAUACUAGCAGCUGGAAGGGAGUCAGCUAUUUGGUAUAUUUUGAAUUAAAAGCAGAAGGAAAGUGUGGCAUAAGGCAGGACAUUGCUGACUACUGCAAGAUCCUCUUCUUCAUUUGAAGUACUCUGCCUUUAUAGUGGUGCCUUUGAUUUCUUUGGUGUGAUGUCUCUGGUCUGUAGCUGGUGAUGACAGGCCAGGUUAAAUGGUUUUAGUAACCAUGUCUAUCCAGUGCUGUAGUAAACAGUCUGGUAUGUUUCUCUCUAACAUUUAGGCCAUAGUACAACCAUUACAGAUUCUCAAUUUGUACUUGCAUGGGUAUAAACAGGAGAGCAAGAGCUUCACAGUUGCAUCUUAAGUUGGACUAGACGUGUAAUCAAGUAAUGAAUUAUUACUACUUUACUCUGGAGUGGAAGGUAAAGCUCAAGAGAGAAAUAAAUGCCAGAUUUUUAAUGUCAAUAAGGGAUAUACUCUUCUAGACAUGUAAAUCAUGAGAAGAGUCUUCCCACUGCGAGUUUAGGCCAAGCAGCAUAGAGCUCAGCACAACUAACAAUGAUAAUGGAUACUAAGAGGGAGGUAUUUUCUUGAAUUACAGUUCAAAUUUGUCUUAGAGACAUGCUAAUACCCUCUUUUCUGGUAUAAAUGAAGUAGUUACUCCAAUGUAUAUUAGAGCUAAUGAUUCCAUCUGUCACAGGAGAUGAGUUCUCCUACCCAGCGUCCUUAAGGGCAAAAGAAAGUACUAUUACCUUUUCAAGAUAAAGUAGCUUACUGUACAGGCUUAUGCUGUAAAGCAGUGUUACUGUGACACUUCCUGCGUUUUAAGAACAGCCAAAAGCUAAUAGGCAAAAACCUAGGAGUAGCUGUGGACCUCUUGGUAACAGACUAUACAAAGGACAAGCAUGCUUUAACUUGGGAGGGGGAAAGGGAGUGGUUUCUGAAAUAGCGGGGCAGAAGUAUUCUGUCCUCCUGCAGAAGUCUACAUACAAAGCGUGCAUGCUAACCCAAAUUCUCUCAUCAUAGCUAUUUUUUUAAUCUCUUUCCCCAAAGAUAAUGGUCUAGUAGUGAUUGUGAGAGAUGACAACACGCAUCUUUUGCGAGGAACUGGAAUGUACCGACUUCAUGGAAUGAUGUCUGUCUAAACCAGAGGGUAAUAAAUGCCAGUGAACCAGGAUUUCAGAUCCUGGUUAAUGCAACAUGCCAUUCAAAUAGAAAUGUUUAAUUGUGGUUAAAAUAAACAGGUGCCUUGGGCUAGUCUAAUAUUAGGUUGUUAUCCUUCAUUUUUAUUUAUGUUAUAGUAUUUUAAGCCCUUCUAGAAUGUACUGUAAGUUGAAGCCAGAAUAAGUGUUCUCAUGGAGUGGGACUCCUCCUUACUGCCUUAGAGUUAAUAAAAAAAAAGUUGUUUGUCUUGCUGUCAGACAAAAAUAAGAAGAGAGUCCUUUCUUCAACCCCGUAGACAGUGGGUUCAGCCUCUGCUUAUUUCACGUUAUGAUUUGCUCACACCUUCCCCUUUGAAUGUUGCAAUUCAGGUAUCUACAACCACUCCAUACUGGAAAACCUCCAAAUUGUAAAGGAAGGGGAAAAAAAAUCACUUGAAUAAGCUAGUUAACUUACGUGGAUAUCAAUAUUUAAAUAUUGGCCCAUAUCUCAGACUUUCCUUGGUACUUUUACCAUCAGAACAGCAUUAGGAAUACCAGUUCUGAAAGGAGCUCUUAGUUACUCUUGAGCAAGGAAUCACACUGUGCAGGAGCCAUGUCUCUGAUGCUAGGGAAGGGAGAGAGUAAUUUUCCCCUUAAAAAUGGUCCAGGUGGACCAGAAGCUGGUUCUUAUCAUCAUGCCCCCCUUCAAACAGGCUGGCUAUCAUUAUAAGAGCUCUGAUGUUAUUUGCAUCUCGCAGAUGUGUGGUUGCUCCCAUAGGCCUGUGGCUGUGUAGUGAAACUGCUUACUAAAACAUGGGUAUUUUUAAAAAUAAUUAAAGCUUACCUUUUUGAAAUG
Cygnus olor (mute swan) is the source of this 6430-nucleotide messenger RNA. It is a transcript of the gene DENND11, whose product is annotated as DENN domain containing 11. The transcript is spliced from 9 exons. The record is from RefSeq and is a predicted model, not a curated record. Gene Ontology annotation, cellular component: cytoplasm. Lineage: Eukaryota; Metazoa; Chordata; Aves; Anseriformes; Anatidae. The coding region runs from base 22 to 1368 and encodes 448 amino acids.